This is a messenger RNA of Chiroxiphia lanceolata (lance-tailed manakin), 2340 nucleotides long. RefSeq names its product caspase 3 (gene CASP3). Gene Ontology annotation, biological process: positive regulation of apoptotic process; proteolysis; keratinocyte differentiation. The record is from RefSeq and is a predicted model, not a curated record. The transcript is spliced from 8 exons. The coding region runs from base 301 to 1149 and encodes 282 amino acids. Gene Ontology annotation, cellular component: cytoplasm. Lineage: Eukaryota; Metazoa; Chordata; Aves; Passeriformes; Pipridae.
GAGCCAACGCUGUGCCGGGCGGGCCCACGGCCGCGGGGUUCCCUCGGCGCCGAGCCGUGCCCAGCGCAGCCCGGCCGAGCGCAGGGGAAGGCAGGUUGGAGCGCAGCGCCGAGAGCGGGCGGACGGCAGAGGCGGAAAUUUCCUGUUCGCUGCAUUACAUAAUACAGUUCUCAAGUCUGGAAUAAUUUGAUGAGGAAGAUUUCUUAAUUACAUCAGUGCUCCAAUAUACAAAGAAAUAGUAUUCAGAGUAACCCUGAAGGUCUUUUGAAGUCACUAAAAACCUGAUAAUUGAAAGCCAUAAUGGCAGACAUUGGAGAUGGACCACAUUUGGGGAAAGAUCUGACAGAUGCAAAAUCUGUUCCAGGUUUCAAAGGAAGGAACCUACCUGCUAGCAAGUCUAUGGACUCUGGAAUUCUGCCAGACUACAGUUACAGAAUGGAUUAUCCAGAAAUGGGGGAAUGUAUAAUAAUAAACAAUAAGAACUUCCACAGACAUACUGGGAUGCUACCCCGUUCAGGUACAGAUGCCGAUGCUGCAAGUGUCAGAGAAGUUUUUAUGAAGUUGGGAUAUAAAAUAAAGAUCAACAAUGAUCUUUCAUGUGAGGACAUUUUUAAACUAUUGAAAAAAGUUUCUGAAGAAGAUCACAGCAAGCGAAGCAGUUUUGUUUGUGUGUUGCUAAGCCAUGGUGAUGAAGGACUAAUCUAUGGUACAGAUGGCCCUCUUGAACUGAAAGCACUAACUAGCCUUUUCAGAGGUGACAGGUGCCGAAGUUUAGCAGGAAAACCCAAGCUCUUUUUCAUUCAGGCUUGUAGAGGGACCGAAUUAGAUUGCGGUAUUGAGACAGACAGUGGAUCAGAAGAAACAAUGUGUCAAAAAAUACCUGUAGAAGCAGACUUUCUGUAUGCAUAUUCUACAGCUCCAGGCUAUUACUCCUGGAGGAAUUCAGCUGAAGGCUCCUGGUUUAUUCAGUCACUGUGCAAAAUGCUGAAGGAACAUGCAAGGAAGCUUGAACUCAUGCAGAUUCUAACUCGUGUAAAUCGCAGAGUGGCAGAGUAUGAGUCCUGCUCAACUCGACAAGAUUUUAAUGCAAAGAAACAGAUUCCAUGUAUUGUCUCUAUGCUCACCAAAGAAUUUUAUUUCCCUUCCUAAAAGAAUUUUUCAGUUCAUGUUUUUAUCUGCAGUUUAUAUGCAGUGUUAGUACAAAAUAACACUUUUAAAUCUGAAUAACUGUUUACUACUGUGUGUGGCACAAUGAACUAUCUCAAAGUUAGACAUGUCUGUUAUUAGAAGUAAAGAGUAGUAUGGCUAUGUUAGAAACGCAAACUUGAGUAGCUGAAGCACAGGCAGAUUUCAAAGUAGUGCUCUGAGUAUGGCAAAAAAUUAGGAAGGGGAGACUGAAGAAAGAUCACAUUGUUUAUCAGAACUAUUUGGUGCUACAUUUCCCUUUGCUGAAGGGGCAGAGAAAAACAGUUCUUGUAAAUAGUUUGGUUUCGUAUCUUACAAAGAAGAUUCAGAAUGUGCUAUGUGUAUUAAUUAUGAUUAUAUGAUAGUGUUGUCACACAUUUCUUCUUAACUCAAGUUCUAGAAGUUUAGGUUAUAAAUUAACCUAAACUAUUUUUAUAAUUUUGGGCAUAAACUGUGGAAAACAGCCAUUUCACUUUUUUACGUACAAGUAGGAAGCAUGUUUAGAAUACAGUCAGUUUUUCCUGAUAAUUUUUUAAUUUUGUGCAUGGAAUAUUUGAUAAAGCAAUUAUAUCAACAUGGUAGCUGUUUCAAAAUAAAUUUUAUAUUCUGACCUUGAAGCUGAGUGCCUAAGGGACCAGUCUUCCAAAAUUUCUUUUUCUGCAGCUCUCUAUAGGGUGGAGCUGUUGGGGGAUAUUUGGGGCUGUAUCAAUGCAAAAGGAAGUCUGCAUUCUGAACAGUCUGCUUUCCUUUUUCUGGCCUUAAAUAAGAGUGGGUUUGCUCUGUGCUACAUGUUUACCAUAUGUAAUCUGUGUGAAAACCUAGAUUUGUGGCACUGGAGGAAUUUAACUUCUUUAAUAUUAAUUUGAGUUAAUUACAAACCUUUAGCUAAAAUAUGUAACAAAUAGUAAAUUUCUUGACUCUGAAUUUUGUGAAACAGACUUCUACAAAAUUGUAAAACAUUCUGCUUAUGUUUCAGCAUGUAGCAGUCUCUUUAAGAUCAGAGGAAGACAGAAUACUAAAUGACUAUAGGGUGCUUGCAAAACAAGACUUGAAACUCUUCAGAUUGUGUAGCAUAAACAAUGUUAGCAAAUUGAUGUUCGCUUCCAGAGGCAUUUGGUACUUUUUUUUAAAUUAAAUACUGUUUCCUAAAUUGUA